This is a messenger RNA of Musa acuminata subsp. malaccensis (wild Malaysian banana), 1772 nucleotides long. RefSeq lists its product as uncharacterized. Lineage: Eukaryota; Viridiplantae; Streptophyta; Magnoliopsida; Zingiberales; Musaceae. The record is from RefSeq and is a predicted model, not a curated record.
CGUCUCCCCAUUUCUCCGAUCGAGGUGACUAGGGUUGCUUCAAAUCUUCUUCGAUAUUUUCUGCUUCUGUUCAGUCGUUGAAUGGGCUAAUUUGGAUCGGGCGGCGUCGAGUUGGGGUUCGUCGGAUCGCGAUCAAGUGUUCCUUCCCGCCGUGGGCAUCGACCAUGCCUUCGGUGUUCGCAGGGCUCCCCCCUCGCCGCGCGGUCAUGAGCCCAUCGGCUACCUCGUUCAACGGCGGUUCUUGCUCUCAUCGCCUUAAGCCACUCGAGAAAUGGAGUCGUCGCGGUAAUUUGAGUCAGUAGUGCGGUCCGCGCGUGGCACAGCGGUUGUUUUAGGGCUUCCUUCUCGUCUCCCGGUCCCUUUUCUUUGAUCCGGAAGGGUUUUCUUAGAUAACUUUGGAUAUUUUCCUUGAUUGGCUGCCAGCGGCGAAUUGUGAGUUGGAGGAGUGUUCGAUUGGCUCUGGUUUCUUAUACAUGCGAAGUAUUAAUCAACUAUGCAACGAUUAAGUGCUCUCUCGUAUUCCUGUAAAGGGGUUUGAGCAGCAAGAUGGACAGUUUCUCUCGUGGUGAUACGCUUAUUGUCGAUGCUAGUUGUGGCUUUUAUGUAUAUGGCCUUGGCUGUGAGAAGUCACAUGUAGAAAAUGAAGAGAGUGCCUGUUGGAAAAUUGAAGAUACUGUGAACAUCACAUUUCAUGGGAUCUCGAGUGUUCCUUUUGUUAGUGAAAAGGAUGUGUUAACAGUUCAAGACACUACUGUUGCUCCUGCUAUGAUAUGCCCUGUUGGUGAUCUUCAAGGGCACUUUUCUGGUUCUAAUGCAACCUCAGAUGAGGAAGUAAUUGAACUAAAGCAGACCGAAGCUUACAAAGAGUUAUGUCAUCCGGCUCCUUUCAAUUUGAAGAAACAGAAAGCCUUGGCCAAGUCUGCAACAUUUCCUUCCUCGAUAGAGGUGAAUGCUGCUGACUUGUCUAUAAAUGGUGGUUGUAGGCCAGAAACAGCUCUUCAAGACAAGUGUUCCUUCACAUCUAAUUAUCCUACCUAUGAACGUUCAGCCUCUCUUCCUGCCUCCUCCAAUCUGAUUUCUGCCAUGAAGGGAAGCCGUGCCCAGAAUGGUUCACCUCUGAAUGUGAAGUUACAUGUAAAAUGGGCUCCUGAGGUAUAUGAUCCACCGUGCACCUUGUUGUCGCACACUGUAAAGAAGAGCUAUCACCACCGGCACAAAGCAAAGAGGAAAGAUAGGAAUAAACACAAGCACAAAGGUAAGUCCACUCGGGGGAGUAAUACCGAGAGGAGAAUUGCAAAUAGGAGCAGCGUCACCAAUAUGGCUGAACCUGUGGAUACGAGGUUGCAAAUCACCAAGGACGGAUUGCAGCUGAAUGGACAUGAAAAAUCCAGCACGGAAGCCUUAGAAUAUGCAGUAUGCAAGCAAGAUACAAAGUGCCGAAGCACCGUCUUGAGGGAGGCACUUGCUAAAGUGCAUAUUUCUAUGGCAGAGGCAACAUGAGAAGUCCUCGUCAGGGGCAAUGUUUACACAAAUAUCAUGUUGAUGAUUGUAGAUAAAUAAGCACGACACAUUUACACUCAUCCAUCCGAUGGUUUCCGUUUAUCUUGCCUGUAGUGGUUGCCAUUUUGCUUGUGCUGGUUUCGUGGGCUGAGGAUGAGAACACCAUGGUAAUUUCGAGUUCCAGAAACUACAAACCUAAGAAUGUCGUGUUGUCGUUUGGUCAUGGUUGAAAGGAAAUGCUGCCGUUCAUUAUGGUACUUGAACGUUUUGUU